This is a messenger RNA of Galendromus occidentalis (western predatory mite), 363 nucleotides long. RefSeq lists its product as uncharacterized. The transcript has 4 exons. Lineage: Eukaryota; Metazoa; Arthropoda; Arachnida; Mesostigmata; Phytoseiidae. The annotation marks the transcript as partial. The record is from RefSeq and is a predicted model, not a curated record.
AGCGAAUUGGACAUCAUACUUGCCAUGACCGACGAUGUUCUGAUGGCUCUCCUGGCUAUCGGCAUGUUCUCGUCUGUCGUUUUUCCUUAUAAGAGGUGGGCCAUGCUGUACUACGUUUUCGGAUUCCUCUCGCUGUUUCUCCAGAUCAUGGGGAGUGAGGGCGAGGACUUCUUGCCUAAAGAACAGUGGAAACUUGAUUUCUUGAAGAUGGAUAUCGAGGACGGUUACAUCGUUGGAGCGGACUCCAUAAACGUUGUGGGCAACUCUCGCACCGGCAUGAAGUACACCGUAAUAAGCACUCAAGUGAUAUUCCAGCUGAUCAUGACUAUCUUCGUGUUUGGUAAGCGCGACCUCCCGCUCUGA